Linnemannia hyalina is the source of this 738-nucleotide messenger RNA. NCBI's taxonomy places the organism in Eukaryota, Fungi, Mortierellomycota, Mortierellomycetes, Mortierellales, Mortierellaceae. The record is from the annotation of a GenBank genome assembly.
AUGGCUUUAACAAUGACAUCACCAUCAACGCCAACAGCAGGAACAAGAAUAUUAGCUCCACCAACAACAGACGACCUCAUCCUUUUCAAGACACUCUGCGCCGACUUCGAAGACAUCCUCCCCCACGACCUCCACGACACCUUCUCAAAACACCUCCAACGCCCCUACCUCUCCAUCAUCACUCCUCCCACCUCUUCCUCAAACAACAAUGCAACACCGAUGAUCGCCCAUCAGAAACUGGUCCGCGGAAUCGUAUGGGGCGCAAGCCUCCGGCCCAUCAUCUCCCUCUCGGUCCAAAUCUCAGAAUCCAUCCUCACCCUCUCCGGAACCCGGUUCCCUAUUAACGUGCACUUCUUGUACCUCCCGUCAAGCGCGCAGACAUACCUUUCUGAGGAGGUGUUGAGGACGUUGGGUAUUGAGGAUAUGGUCGUUGUGGGCGAACAUUCUAUCGCGCCUACGACUAGCCUACCCAACCCAGUCUCUAUUACCCCAAACCCCCACAGCAACUCUCGCAACAUUGGAACCGACGGAUACAGUGGAAAUGGUGCGGACACCUGCUCAUCCUCACUGCAUCGGCUGCCGCUCCGGAUCAACGGUUACACGACCAUGGUCGAACGCUCGCCUGCAGACGGACACUUCUCGCACCUCAACAUCCUCGGUCAGGAUUUUGUCCAAGUCUCUGGAGCCAAUGUCUUUUUCGGCGGACAGAUACCUCGCUUCGAAAUCUCCUUUCGAUAA